GUUACCCUUUGACCUUGAGUUCCUGACCUUCAUUUAUGUCUAACAAUUGUCACUUAUCACUAACUGAGAAUAAACUCAUUACUAUCGGCGUUAUUGGGCUUCCAGGUUCAGGAAAAUCAUGCUUUUGCAAUAGAUUUGUUUUUCGUCACCCAGAUUUGUACGUCAGGGAUUCUCAUUCCAUUAGUGAUACCUCUCAAUCCUGCGAUGCCAAUCUAAGUGAUAAUCGUUGGCUGUACUGGGGAUGUGCGUGCCGUCAGAUAGAUGGAAGUACCAUAAAAUUUCAAAUACUAGAACACACGAAGUCCCCGGACGGUGUAUCGUACUCAAUACCUCCAUACUCAACAUGUAAUUACGAUAUCAAUCAGUUUUUAGAAUAUAUUCAUAAAAGCAUUGAAAUUCACUUGGUAUCUAAAAAUAAGUUAACCUGUGCGUGUAAGAAAGAAGUGUGCAAAGGUUCAAGUAUCGGUGAUUGCUUUGGAUCAAACGAAGUGAAGGUUGAUGGAUUUAUUUUGAUAUUUGAUACUACCACUUGCACGAGUAAGACUCACUGUGUAGAUCCAAGCUACUUAUGCAACUCAACUAUCCUGCAGGAGACAUUGAACUGCCUUUCAAGAGUUCAAAAACCAGCCGUUGUUGUGUUGACUAAGUUGGAUAGUUGUGAUAUUUCUAAAUUAGGAUUAGAUGUUUUUCUCAAGUCAAAUGAAUUCAAGAAAAUUCCUGUGAUUGAGACUUCGGCACAUGAAAAUGUUAAUAUCGAAGAAGCGUUCCUUACUCUUUACAGGCUUAUGGAAUCUAAAACUCGUGUUCAUAAAUGGAGACACAUUUCAUAUAUAGGAGCUGCUUAUAAACGGAGUCAGUUGGUCAAUUCAGCGAUGCAUUCAUUUAUACGUCUAGUGUUCAUAUCUCCUCCGGAAUUUUUAACUGAUUGGGAAACCUUCAUGGGAAGAUACAGCCAUCACACUGAUGUAGUAAACUAUAUAUACCUGGUUGGUUCUUUAAAUGCAAGGUACAAAUUCAAGGCUGUAGUUGAGGAACGUUUCAGAAUGACAAGGCUGAACUCACUGAGUAAAGUGCCAGGUAUUCUUAUGCAUCUGUUGCCGAAUCUGGACACGGUUCAUGGUUUUUCAUUUGAACAGAUCGUAUCACACAUUCGUCGUCAUGAAGAAUUUUCUCUAUGCUUUCAAGAUGAUACGUACUAUAACUGCAGCACAGGUCUCAAUAAUGUACUACAUGACGAUUCACGUGUACCUUUUCAUCUGGCUAUUGAACCAAUAGCUGAAUCCGAGAAUUGUCUAUUAAAGCAGCAUGUGGAUCGUUUGACUAACAUAAGACGUCGUCAUACAGAAAAGGCAUUCCUAGAGACUUCUCUUCAUCAUGGAUUUCGAAACUGCCUCACCGCCACUCUAAAUGAGGACUUUUCCGACGAGCGUAUACUACCGGGACAACCACUCUCGGAUGUUAAGUCAAAUAUUAGUUCACUUGAUUUGCUUGAGCUUACUAAGGAGGAAAUAUCUGGGAUAUAUCAACAGUUUCAACUAGGUUUGCAUAUUCGAGUACGCGAGGACUUUUUAGAUUUAUUGGUUGAACAAACCGAGAUUUUUGUCAAGACAGUGUUAGGUUAUUUGGAUCACCUUCGCGACAGUUAUCCAUAUAUUACGCGUGCAUUGGAUUCAGCGAAUGGGGAUUACAGUGAACGAUCUUCAAAGAUAAAUCACGACCUAUUGCCUUCGAGAACGUUACGUACUUCCGACCAAAACAUUUGCGUUCAAACAGCACCAUCACCGUAUGUAUCUUUUAAUCAAACUAAGUAUUUAAGUGCUCCCCCUAGAGGCGUGAAAGAAACUCAAAUUACUUGGUUAAAUGAACAGUUAUCUAAGGACGAUCGCUACCAAGCCAUGGCUUAUCUACCAUCGGAACGACAAACUUUAAUUACAGCUUAUUUUGAUAUGCUUAUUCCGUCCACUGAUUCCCACAGAUUUAUCCCAAGAAGUCUGUGGAACGAUAUUUUGACCAUGGACUUUAGAGUCCAAAAUGCAAGAAAUCCCAUGGCAUCCAAUGAAAUGGAUUCUCCAGUAAUAGAUAAUGCCUUAUGUAUUGACCCAACAACAGAUUAUUGCUCUGAAAGUUGUCGAUUUGAAUCAUCAUAUUUAUGUUCACCAUGUUUGUCUGUUUUAUGUGGCGGGUGUAUGGAUGUACUCUUUAAGCAACUCGCACAUGAAUACCUUCCGGGUAAUUUUGUAUACUCCAGAGGACAAUUCACUAACUUUUCCGAAGGUAACAGUAAUUACUUCUGUUUGGAUAAAAGUAUGUUGUCUAUUCCCAGAUCAAGUACACCUCGAAUACCUAGUCUUUCAUGUCUUCCUUUAUCGGUUAAUGACCAUUCACCGCUAGUUUUAUCAAUUGCUAUCGCAUGCAUAUGCACUGAUACAUUGGCUGCACAUGCCAUCAUUAAUCUGCUGUCGUGCGCAGGGUUCUGUAUGGCUUCCUUUAUUUCAAAAACUUCAGAGCAUUCAGUUGAUCAUCGAUCUGAUCAUUGCCAGGAUUAUCACCAUCGUCAUCAACACACUAGUCUGAAGCCUUCAACUUUGUCUGCUUCAGAGGAGAACAGUAUAUCAGAUCCUUUAGUGCUAACUGCUACAUGGCCUCUACCGACAACAAGAUUGUUUAUGUCUGGUUUCUCCAGUACACCUGUUUCAAGUCCAUCUAUAAUAAGUUCAUUUAAAGACGUGGAGUCACUUAAGAUCUACGAUGGUCAAGUUCACAUUCAUUUAAUGUCACACCAUACACUAUUGAAUAAACUAUUGUUGUAUCGAGAGAAUAUUACAAGUAAAUCUGAACAAUCUAAUGGUAUAUUACUUGAAGAAAACAAUGUAGACUUAAAUACUACGAAUUCACACCUCCUACCCUAUUCAGGGAUAAUCCUUUUUACUAGCGCUCCAUCUCCUGCUGAUAAAGAACAGUGCAAUGAAUUAUCACAGGAAACCGGUGAAAUCUCCCCGCCUACACACUUAUCAAAAAAACCCCAAGAUAGAGUUAUAAAUUCUAUGAAUUUGCGUGGGGUAAAUAUGCAUGAAUUCAGUUCGUCACCUCAGUUACUCUUAAAUGAUCACUCACCUGACGAAAAUGAGUGUGAUUUUAAGGCACAUGUAGAAUGUGACCACUCUUCUGAAUUUCCUUGUUCUCUUGAUCAGUUAUCAUGCACGUGUUGCAACCUAUUUUACAAUAAAAAAGAAAUCAAUGCUUUAGGUUGUGUCUGUGGUCAGUGUUGUAAUUGUGUGCAUUCGUUGAAAAAUUCCAACAACAGUUCUCUAUUGCAUAUUAAACCUGAUACAUGGAAAGACAAAAAAUUAUAUUCCAGUUUAAUGUGUCCACAUCGUAGACGUUCUUGGGAAGCAAGAGUUGCAGCCGUCAAUUCAAUUGUUGAUCAAGUACCAAGAAAUAUUCCUCAUUUAGUUCUAUUAACCGAAUCGUCCGAUUAUAGUGCCAAGUCAGAAGAUCUACCACCAUCUAUUUAUCCUGCCACCGAAUCAAUAAGAUCCUCUACAUUUUCCAAUCAGUCGUACCCUAACAUGUCAUGUGAUAAAAGUGAAAAUUCAUCUAGUUCAUUGAACCGUGAAUCUUGUUCAUCCGAUUGGAUGCCUGUCGGAACAAAUAUCCUAGAUCAUGUUAUAAACUUUCUUAGUCAUUGUUGGAACAAAAUGAAUCAAAAUGUGUCUUCUAAAUAUGUUGGAAAACAUAAACACACCUGUCGUGUCACUCCUUCCAAGAACUCUGAAAUUUCAAAUAGUCCUAGUUCACCACAUCUAAUGGUAGCAAGAAACUAUGCAAAUCAGUCUUCUGCAGAAAUAUCAUUGGAUAAACCUUUCAGUGGAGGACUUUUAAAUACCUUAUCAGUUGCUUCAGCCACUGGGCGGAAGGCUAUGCAUUCGGCCAAUCAGGCUUUAAGAAAGCUUUCUAAUACUACCAAAUGCUAUCAUAAUUGUAAAUCAUCUCUGGCGACCAAUUCGAAAGGCUUUCUUUCCAGCUUUAUCGAUUCUCAAAGUAAGGUUAGCGUUGAUGAAAAAUCAGAAACAAUGCCCGAACAAGUCUCUUUCAUCUCAAAUUCAAAAUCAAAGACUUUAGAAUCAAUGAUCUCACCGGGUACUCUUAUUGCUUCUAAUGAUAACCCAAUAACUAUUACUUCUCCACCAACCAUCCAAACAAACAAAUCUUUCAGUGAGCAUAAUCAUACACCUAAAAGGUUCAAUUGCAGUGAACAUCCUGUUCGAUGGACAGUUGGCCCUUCACCACUUCAUGCUCAUCGUAAAGAAUCAUCUAUUCGAAAAGCAACAGAAAAAUUACAAAGUAAAGCUUUUCAUUUGAAAAAAAGCAAUCCGAAAUUGACGAAUGAUAAGACCAUCUCAUCAACUAAGUUAACUAAUUUCGGCAUCGACUCUACUCCGUUUUUAUUCCCAAUCAAUGUUCAAGAUAAUGAAAAAACUACUCCUACUAGUAAAGGAAAUAAAUACUUACAGACUGAUACGUUCGUAUCAAAACUUUCACCAGCUCAAAGUCCUGAUAAACUACCAUGUUGCGAAAACCGGGAACAUAGUAUACACAAUAUUAGAAAUUCAUAUAUUGGAUUAUUCGAUAAAUGUUGUUAUUGCACGAGUGAUGUACCGGAAGAUAACUUAAACAUUAGGAUAAAUAAACAAGAUAAUCAGCAGUUUAUUGGAGGUUCACCUUCAGACAUUUCUGUAACUCCAAUAGUUAUCAGUACACCUUCUCAUUCGCCAAAUCGUGAUGAAGCAACGAAAGAGCUAUUUAAAUCGCCUAAUAAACUUGAAAAUCCAUUUAUUUUAACAAUGUUCAAUGACAAUAAUCAUCUGAUUGCAUCAAAAUCAUUCGAUUCUAAUAAUUGCUCAAUGAAUUCCUCGUUAUAUAACCAUAGUUCUGAUAUGUUUUGUAUUAUGCAAAGUGAAGAGGAAAAACAAGACGAUAUCGAGUCAAUCUAUGAAGAAUUUAUUCUAACUGAUGGGUCAUCACAACCGUCAUCAUUUCCUGGUACACAUACUACUACUACUACUACCAAUAAUAAUUAUAACAAUCAUAGUAAUACUGGACAUCACUCAAGCGGUGUUGUGUCACCACCAUCACUAACGGCUUCUACCAAUACAUCUAAUACUGAUGAACAUAUUUAUAUGGAGCCUGUUGAUUGUUUAACACAUGGAUGUCUAGAACGAUAUCAUAUUAUUUCACAAAAGUUUACAGAUUUUUACACCAACUUAAGCAGUUCAUCAGCUGUCGUGUCAAAUAAACAAGAGUUUAGUAGUUCAACACCGUCAAUUCCUUCAACUAGUAUUGUUACAUCUUCAAAUGUAUCAAAUAGUUGGACAGAAAAUGAUGUAGGUUACAGACGUGAACGUUAUCGUUCGUUUAGUACACCUGAAGGUAGCUCUUUAUCUCAUGAUGAUAAUGAAACACAACACGUUGGUGGUGGUCCUUCAAUUGGUUCGUCAUCCAACAUCGCUUUUCCAAGAAGUAUUUUUCAACCUUUCUCUGGAAAUCCAAUCCAUUUUCGUUCUGUUAGAUCUAGUCACCUUAAUGGAUCUUCUAAUACUUCACCAUUGAAAACUCGUAUACAUAGUACGGAUGCAGUUUUCGAAUCAUUGACACACUAUAAUACAUCUGUUAUUUCUCCAGCUUCAACCACUUUAAGUGAGGAUCUUAAUGAAAAUGUUAUAAUUAGUGAUAAAUUUCCUAAAUUCUCCACAAUUCGUGCACAAUCACUUCCAAAUCCUCUCUCUCGUUCACAUCAUCAUCAUUUCUGGCAUCAUCCUAAAUGUCCUCAUUAUCGAAUUCAUCGAGAUUCAGAGGAUAGUGGUUUAGGCACGGCAUCGUCAUCUUCGUCUAAAUUUGCCUUCCAAUCACAAUUUUCAACAGACUACAAUCACAUCAAUUAUUGUAACAAAAUUUAUGAUACCGAUACUAACAAAUCUUCAUCAGAAUUUCUAUCACCUAUUAACUUAUCCCAACAAUUUCCGUGCAAAUCUUAUUCACCUCCUUACUCUUGCGCACAUUUUAACUGUUCUAAUAAUUCUACAACAUCUUACAAUAUUAGUAGUACACCAUCGAAACCAAUUUUUAUUGAUCCUACAGAUUUUCAAACUCAUCAGCCUACACAAUGUUCUUUAACAUUUCCAUCAUAUAAUUAUCUUUCAAUUAAUACUACGUCAACUACUAUUAAUACUGAUAAUACUGCUGCUACUAAUGCUACGCCUCAUAUUAGCAGUAUGACUUAUCGUCGCAAUACAUCUUAUCAACCAUCUCAAGCGCCAUGUAAUCAGAAUAUUUCAACAUUUGCAGCUACGAAAGAAUUUAAAUGGCUACGUCGUAAUAAACCGUUGAAAUUUUUCGGGCAUCGUUUUUCAUUGGAAACCCAACCAAAUCCAUCUCCACCUACAACGCCAGCUCCACCUGUACCACAAACUGCUCCUCCUCCGCCUCCAUCUGAAUCUUAUCUUUUCCCUUUUAUUACACCAAAGAAUUCUAUGUCGACGAUGAACAACUGCAGUUCAACAGUACAUAGUAAAUCUAACUUAUCAGGCAAUAAUAAUUUGUCAGGAUCUUUGUGUUUUGAAACGCAACAAUUACCUGUAAGUACUUUUUUAAGUAUGCAGUAUUUUUCUGUAUGUUUAAUAUAUCUUAAUCUAAAGAAUGUUUCUUUUUUGAAUCAGUGUUGCAGAACAGUAUUACGAAUUUGUUUUCUGUUGAUCGGUAUUGCAUCUUGAGGACCCGACGACCGGAGUUUUUUUUUUCGUGGUUAAAUAUUUUCAAUGAAGUUUCAUGAAUGUAUGGACACUAAUUAAAACCCAGUAUUUUCAUAAGUGUUUGUAUCGUGCAAACUUAGUCAAGUAUUAUUUGAGAUUAUAAAUUUUUGUCACUUUUACAGGAUAUCACGUUCGUUAAAUAAAAUUACUGUUGUCACUUGUUCUGACUAUUUAUUAUUACACCUGUUUAAAGUUAUUCUAGUUUCUGGACAGAUAAAUCAUUCUGAUCUUUUCGAUAUUCUACACACUUUCACAUAUUCAACCUUAUCAAUUAUACACUUGGAUCCUCGAGUGUUUUCAAAUGUAUGCGUGUACGUCUAUCGCCUUAUCCGGAUUUUGUAUGCCGUGUAUUUUCACGUAUGAGACGAUUCAUAUUUCAUCAUCGUCAUCCUGGGAGUCAAUUUAAUAGCUAUAAAUUGAUAUUUUAUGUAAAGAACAGAAGUUACCCCAUCGUAGAUGGUACCUUGACGCAGUGGUAGAGGUUGCCUAUCGCAAUGUCCCACUCGAAUUAUAUAGGCUGGAACACUUAUCCAUUUAUAUUUUAAAAUAACGUUCAGGUUUUUUAGGUAGCGGUAAAACUAAAAGCAACAAACUCAUGUUCCGGGAGCAAGGGUAUGACGACAUUAAGGUGUUUUCGUCAAGUAAGUUUUCAAAACGGCACUUCUUUCUCACAGCGGUUGUUGGGGAUUAAAAAAGGCCCAUCCUUGAGGUCACACACCUCAAUUUGUCUAGUAGAUCUCUGUUUUCUACAGUAAGGUCUUAGAAGUGUAGAUUUAGUGCAUCAAAAACCACUCAUAAAAAGCCUAUGUAUAACCGAGCUUGAGCAGUUGUUGCUUGGGUUCUGUGGCCCAUCUCAACUCAGUUCAUGGAAUUCUAUAUUAGGUUUUCCGAAACUGCGCACCACGCUACAUGUUGGAGACUCCAAUAUCCCAAUCGUAUGUCAUAUCAGACAACAGGUGAUGAAAGAAAACAAGAUGGAAAAAGGCCUCUGCAAUUGUCUAGGAAAUAAGUAUAAAAAAUCAGCUGUUAGUGAAACUAUUUCAGAAGAGAAGACGGGACCACUUUUUGCUUUUAAUCCAAGGGCUUAGACCGAUGGGGUGAGCACUAUGAGGAACAGUUCAAUUUCCCUUCGGCUACCUUUCAGUUACCUACUAUCAUGAAAAAAACCUAAAUAGCAAAAUCAAAGAAGUCGUCCAAUUCUUGUUGAGGCUAAAAAGGCUUAAAACAUAAAACCCUGAUGGACUAAAUCUGAAGAUUCUCUAAAAUGGUAGUCCAGUAUAAGCAGUUAGAUAAACUGAGCUAUUAGCAAAGGUUUGGGAGCUAGUUAUAAUUCCGUCUGAUUGGUCUCAGCUGAUGAUCAUUCUAGUUUGUAAAAAGGACAGAAAACGUCUUAUGAUAAACGUAGAGGAAUCAGUUUGGCUAGCAUGGUAUCUAAAAUACUAACCUUCGUAAUCAUUCAACGCUUUCAAACCCUUAAAACAUGUAAAACUGGGUUAAUUCCAGGUUUAAAUGGGGAUGUUUCGAUCAAAUGUUCGCCCUUCGUCAUGUGGAACACAUAUAUUCCAAUAUUCGAUAAUAAUGCCAUUUUUUGACCUAAAAGUAAGAUUCAACUUCCUCAACCGAAUGGUUUUGUGACAGUUUUUCACUGAAGUGUGUACCGUGAAAGUAAAGAAGACUUGUGACGGCCGUCUACUCGCACACAAUUGAUCCUCUCAGAUCUUGAGGCUUUGAAACGUUGCCUAUGACAGUAACAGAUAUGCGCUGACUGCACGUUUUUAGUCAGUGGUGUCUCAAAAACUCAUAUGUCUGAACUGCCGAAUGAGCAGGUUAGGAGUUGUGGUUAUAAAUCUUCAUCGACUGAGGUAGUUAGGACGUGUGUUUCAUGUCGCUAACCAUCAUUUACCUCGACUAGCUAUGUUUGCUGGCGAAGAAGUAGGUUGGAAGAAAGCUGGAGGUGGCUAAACUAAGACAUGGGAUCAGUCCAUAAAGUCAUUGGCUGAUGAGUUGAGCGAUGUUGGUAGAUCCAGACUACUUGGUCGGGGUCCUUUCCAUCAUCGUACACAACGGUUGGAGAUGUUGGUUGACAUGGCUCAUUGUCGGUCACAAUAACAGAGAUACAUUCAAUCUUUAACGUCCCUUAGUUUGUGCGUUCCAAAUUUUUUUUAGACCUUUUACUGUCUGAAUUCAUUAUUUUUUCUCAAACUAUAUUCUCUAUCGUAUUUUUUACUUCCACAUUGGCAAUCAUCUCAUUGUGCUAAUGCGGUGUGUGAACUUGGGUUAGUUCACAUUUGUGACGGGUUCUAUGUUGACUUUGACUGAUUGACUGACUGCAUAUAUUAUAUGCAAAUGCGAUAAACUUAUUACGUAUCUCGGUUAAAGAUUUCUUUCUAAUUUAUUACUUUUGUAAAUAAUCACAAAUGAUAAAGCACGAUUUACGUGGAUCUUCAUGUUCUUAGAGGGAUAACUACUGAAAGAUAGAAAUAGCCUAUGUAGAAUAUUUGGCUUUUGUGUAUUUGAUUUUAUACAUUUAGUUUCCUUUAUUAUCUUGAAGACAAGAAGAACGAAGAAUUGAGCAGAACAUGAAUCUAUUUAAUUUCGUAAAGUUCUCAUCAACUGCUUACAGCCUAUAAUAUUUAAGCCAAAGAAUCAAAAUUAUUGUAAUUAUAACAUUAAAACUGGUUAUGUAUGAUCAUAGUAGAGCAAUGCUCGUGAGGACACAUAAAGAUUUGUCGUAAAUAAGUAUAAUGUAUGGAAGAAGAUUCUGGAUUAUCAAACAUAGUAACAAGAGGUAAAAUAAAUUACGAAUAACAUAAGCUGAGAUCACUCAAUUAAAAAAAGGAAUAAAGUUAUGAAGUUAAAAGAAGUAAUGCGAUUAAAACAAAAGAAAGGGAUGACGAAAAAAUAAUUGAAAAAGUGAUGUUAUAAACUGACGAUUAAGUCAACGUAGUAAGGAAAGAUUUACAACAAUUUUUUAAUACAUAAGUUCAUCUUGAGUCAUUUGAUGGUUAUGACUUCGGUGAAUUUGCGAAGAAUGGAAUUUAACUGUCGGUUAAUGACGCUGAAAGAUUUCAGUCUAUCAACAUGAUGCUCUGUGUCACAGAGGUGUUUUGUUAUGGCACUUCAAAGCCCUUAAUCCCAUUGACCUUGGGAUUUUUGUUAUACGUUCUUGGGAUCGAGCGUAGGUCUUUCUUCCUGUUCUACCAAUAUAACUGCUUUGGUUUGUAAGCUGCUGAUGAGAACUUCAUAAAAUAAAAUGAAUUCAUGUUAUUUUACUUCAUUAUUUGCAAUUGCAUGAUAAACGAUCAUAAUGUGGUUUGCGCUACUUAUGCGGACAAAUAUAAGUAGCUUGUGACAGGAAUAGGAAUUCGAAUACUUACCAGCAGAAGAUUGAAAUGAAAAGGAUAGAAAGGAAAACGGAGAGCAAUCGGAAUAACAACUGGAUCAAAGAAUAUUGAAGCAUGUAAAGGAUAAUUAAAGGAGGAUAUACAAAUGAUGUAUUUACUGUAUGAUUUUCAUGAUUUACAUAGGCACUGUUUGAUUUUCCAUUAAAUCAUAAAUUGGUUUUUUUCCAAUUAAGUCUUCGUUCACUACAAUAAUAACUAUUUGAAUAUUUUCUAAUCAAAGUUACAUAUUACUUCAUUUAUAAUGUUCAUCUAGUAAUUUUGGGUCAGCUGAAUAUCAGUAUGAUAUUUACCUUAUGGUUUCUCAUAAAAUGUCGGCAUUUUAAUUGACUGCUAAGUGUAAAAAAUAUCAUAGUUUAACAUUUAACGUUGAAUAAGUGGGUUUAGUUUUAUUAUUUAGCAAAUCAAUCACAUAUCUCAUUCAAUAUACUUUCUAUUAGUCAAUAACUUCGAAUGGAUCAGGUUUUUCCUGAAGCUAUUUUGAAUUUGACAAAUAACACUUAAUACAUAUUAAACUGCUUAGUUUCAAACUUAAAUUUUCACACGUAACUACUUGUGAUAAUUAACCGGUUAUAUGGACUUUGAAUUACUAUCAUCAAAGAUAC
Schistosoma guineensis is the source of this 10815-nucleotide messenger RNA. NCBI's taxonomy places the organism in Eukaryota, Metazoa, Platyhelminthes, Trematoda, Strigeidida, Schistosomatidae. The record is from the annotation of a GenBank genome assembly.